AUGAUGUACCCCGUUUCACUAGACACACCAGCUCCAAAGGAAAAGCCAGAAGAAGAACAGGCGUCCAAUCUAGAGGAAAAUCCCCAAAAGGCAAAUGACACGCCACCGAAAGAGGAAGGUACCCAGGCAGCUGACAAUAAUGGCGAUGAAAGCUCGACACUGGAUGAAUCCAAAGACACUUCCUACUGCUCCCAAACUCCCACUGCCGGAGAAGACGAUUCCUUCACUACCGCAGCGACGCCAACGGUAGACGCACAAGCUCGGGCGUGGUAUUAUCUGCCAGAACCAAUGCAACGUCUGUUGACAACUUUUACAACGGAGGAACGACAAUUGCUUUGUGUGAUAGCCUCUAUUGCAAUGCUCAUUAUCAUGGUCAGCAGUGUCUCUGGUGCCCUGGCAACAGCUGGACAUCCGAGUAGUAUAGAGCCAUCCUCCACCAUGCAGGUGACAUCAUCCAAUAAUGGGACAGCAACGACAACAAGUACCGGUAGCACCACUGGACCAGCUCCAGCUUCACCAAUACCAACCGAAAUCCCUACCACCAAAGGCCCUGUCGGCACAAACGAACCUACCAGGUGGUACAGUGAUAUGACUACUGGACCUACCACGGAUAUUGAAAGCUAUAUUGCCGGAACACCAGCACCGAGUUACAGUUACAGUAGACGUCCUUCCAUUGCGGGAUACCGAACCCGAGCACCGACAACCAUUUCCCCAACAAACUACGGUAGUACUGAAACACCCACCACUCCACUGAGUACAGGCACUCUUACUCCCUCAAUGAUGUCCAAACCAGAGCCGACACCUUAUCAUCAUCAUCAUCUGCCGUCAUUGGUACAUCCCUUAACCACGCACAGGCCAACUCUCAGUAGCUACUUUCCUACCAUUUCUCCAAACACGCCUCCACCCACCGCAACGACGAAAGCUCCUUCCGACUCGGUGGUGUUAGUCAGUGACAAUCACCAGUAUACCAGGGAGCCAACAGCGGUGCCGGUGUCAGCAGCAGCGCCAGUAAAGAAGUUUACCACCCCUCCCACCCGUGACGUGACACCCCAUCCAAGCAAGAGACCCACAACAGUGGCGCCAACUUAUAUGCCCACCCAAAGUCCAUCCGUGGCACCACAACAAUCAUUUCCAGAACAUGCCACGACACCGCCUCACCCAUCCUCCAUGAAAUUUGGAACGGCAGCACCUCGACCCACCAGUGUGGGGACCGACGCGCCUCAACCUGCGUAUUCCAGUGUGGGUACCGCGGCACCACGACCUCCAUCCUCCUUCCAGGGAAACAUUACCUAUGUCCCGGGCGUCCUAUCGAAAGAAGUAAAUGGACUCAAACUAUCUCGUGGUCUCAACGCCCGUCUCAUUGCCAAAGCGGGAGACUUUGUGUCCUAUGCCACGGGUCAUAAUUCCUCCGUACCAUUUCAUUCUCGACCCGAUGCAGGAGCCACAUUUGCCGAUACUCGAUCCUGGAAUCCCAAUGGGUGGGUCUAUGUGAGCAACUCGGAAAUGCGCCUCGACGAUGGUGGACCCAGACAAGGAGGAGUGGGUGCCAUUACAUUCGAUGCACAAGGCAAAAUUCUGCAUUAUGAAAGAAUACUCUCCAACUCGACAUGGAACUGUGGCGGAGGACGCACUCCUUGGAAUACUUGGAUCAGUUGCGAAGAAGCUCCAGGUGGCCUCAUUUGGCAAGUGGACCCGUUUGGAAUUCGGGAACCUGAAGUGCUGACACUUGGACGUGACGGUGGGCGAUUUGAGAGCUUUGCGUACGAUGCUAGAAAUGCGAGCAGACCAAGAUUCUUUGUUACUGAGGACCAUGAAAGGGGCGCCCUACAAAGAUUUACACCCAACAACCCCGAUUGGACCAAUGAUCCAUGGUCGAUGCUUCAUGGAAAUGGCACCACAGAGUACCUAGUGCUAAAACCCAACAAUCGAAUGACUGGAGGCAAGUUUCGAUGGACAAGUAACCGCGAAUUGGCAGAAAACCGAGUUAGACGGCUCUAUCCAAAUACAGAAGGAAUUGCAGCUCAUGGCAACCGGCUCUAUUUUGUGAGCAAGGUUUUCAAACAGCUUUAUGAACUCAACUUGGACGAAAUGACAUACACAAACUCAACCACAAGGCAAGGGCUGUUCGACGGGACCCCGGAUCAGAUUCAACGCAUCAUGCAUGCAGGAUCUAAACAAACCCGAGAUGCACCGGAUCCUGAAGAGGAGAUUCUAUACCUAACAGAAGAAGAUGGGCGGCACGCUGGAGUUCAUGGCAGAAACGCAAACGGAGAUUACUUCACCAUUGUGGAAAGCCCUGUUUACGAAGACGAAGUGACCGGUCUCGCAUUUUCUCCGGAUGGCAUGCACAUGUACUUUUCCUACCAAGUACCCGGGUUACUUUUCGAUGUGUAUCGAGAAGAUGGACGACCUUUCAAUGCCAAGGCUCUUGAUGUUCAAUAUCAUGGCGGUCCCGCAAUUCAAAUAGACGAGGACGGGAAUUCCAUUGACUGA
Seminavis robusta is the source of this 2493-nucleotide messenger RNA. The record is from the annotation of a GenBank genome assembly. NCBI's taxonomy places the organism in Eukaryota, Bacillariophyta, Bacillariophyceae, Naviculales, Naviculaceae.